GGAAGAUGAGGUUUUCCCCAGAGGUUAUCUAUGGAGUUUUGCACAUAAUUCCAUUUUGUAGAAUAAAUCAUCCUUGAUUAUUCGAUUAUUCCUAGAACUUAUGACGAUAAGUGGAGUUCAAUUAUAUAUGAUCUUCUUAUCAAAUUCAAUUAGACUUCAGUCCGAAUUGGUUAGUCUAACAAAGAGUGUUCAAAAUGAAGCAACUUAUCCUCGCCGUCUGCUGCCUUGCAGUUUUUAGCUCGGUUUCUUGUACCAGCAACAGGGAGCUGAUGCACAAGUUCAAAUAUCUAGAAUCUUACCUUCAAGAGAGACAAGCAAUUGAUGAAGUCAGCUCAAGAUUGGAACAAAUUUGUCCAGGAUCCAAAGUUAAAUUUGAGGAAGCAGUCGAUGAAAUGAAGACUUGUGCCGAUAAAAUCGACGAAACAGCUGAAACUUCAUGUUCUAUAAUGAAAAACAGAAUGCCAAAAUGCUUGGAACCUUUAAUUAGGGUACUCAGGGAUUGUAUGCCAGAAGGAAGCAAAGAAAUUCCAGAAUUCUUCGUCAACUCCUUACUUCAAGGUAUUGACUACAUCUGUAAGACUGAUGGAGAGCACAUCUUCGAACUUGGAAACACAUGUUUGUACAAGCCCAACCCAGCAUUGGAAGUCUGCGUACGCAAGUUGAGAAUGAGAUUGGCAACAUACGAAAGGAAUGGUUUGGGAGUUGAAGCCAUCUGCAGCACAUUGCACUACAUGAAGCCCUGUCUGAAGUCCCACUUGAGUCUUUCCUGUGGAAGUCCCAUUUCAAGGGAGGCUGUGCUUGGUUUUUACGAUGCUUUUUCGGCUAAAUGCAAAACAAUUGCCGAUCCCUCAUCAAACGAACUCAAAGAAACAUCAAACAUCAGAGUAACUCAGUUGGAGGACUUCUCUUAAAUAUUUCAACGAAUUGAAAGACACUCAAUAAUUUGAUUU
This is a messenger RNA of Harmonia axyridis, 950 nucleotides long. RefSeq lists its product as uncharacterized. The record is from RefSeq and is a predicted model, not a curated record. The transcript has 6 exons. NCBI's taxonomy places the organism in Eukaryota, Metazoa, Arthropoda, Insecta, Coleoptera, Coccinellidae. Bases 195 to 911 code for a protein of 238 amino acids.